UAUUAGUAUGAGAAAAACUAAACCAUUGAAUAUAAAAUAGGACGACAUGUCCUUAAGCCCUAUCCACUCCGGCACUAGUUAUCCCAUACAGUGUAUACUCCCUCCAGCUGAAGGUCAUGUGACCAGUGACUCCGCCCUAUUGUACCCCCACUAUAAUAACGGAUUGGUAAUAGCAUAUUAUGAUAAGAAUAGGAAUGGAAAAACGAGGAAUGAAGAACGGGAACCAAAAACUAUAUAUCAAUUUAAUUGUCAUUUAUAAGGUUUCUGAGAGAUACUAUUCAUUAGCCAAUUUGUUGUGUCGGAACUGGUUGAUCCUGCCCACUAAUGAGGACAAACCGGUUUAUCUGGUUUCUGAUAGUUCACUAUCAGUGUCGGCUUUCCUUUUAUCACAAGAAAACUUUGUAGCAAAAGUGUUAUUGUAUGGUAGUGCGUCAGUAGCUGAGGAGGUGUGUCACUUGAACCGCUGGGACCAAUGUUCCCUCCCUCUCAAUGCACUGGAGACUGGACUGGAACUGAGGCAGUUGGACAUAGUGUCAUUAUUCCUUAGGAACAGAGGUAAAGGAUAUACUAUUUAUAGUAACACUGAUACUGUUACUAUAAAUAUACCGCCUUGUUUACACAACUACACUGGCCUAAUCUGCAUUGUUUUUGCUAUUACUGUUUUCAGUGUUUACACUAAUCUAGCAGCUGCGUUCUCAUUAGAAUUUAUCAUUGUUUAUAGAAGUAUG
Molecule: messenger RNA, 728 nt
Organism: Amphimedon queenslandica
Lineage: Eukaryota; Metazoa; Porifera; Demospongiae; Haplosclerida; Niphatidae
Exons: 4
Biological process (GO): axo-dendritic transport; synaptic vesicle transport; axonogenesis
Cellular component (GO): synapse; dendrite; axon
Molecular function (GO): protein binding
Source: RefSeq, a predicted model, not a curated record